AUGCCCUGCAAGAAGGAUGUAGCUGGUGAUCAACAUUCAGUGUCUUGUCAGUGUUGGAAGAGYUACUCUGGAGCRGCUGCAGUGUGUCUGGGGCUGCUGUGUGUUCUCCUACUGGCUGGGAUCACAGGCCUGUUACUCUACCAGAGAAACCAAUUGACCUGUUCCAACACCCUGACCAAAGAGAGGGACCAGUUACAGACCAGCGGAAACAACCGGACUGAAAAGAGACACCAGCUACAGACUAGCCACAACACGCUGACCAAAGAGAGAGACCAGCUACAGACCAGUUACAACACCCUGACCAAAGAGAGAGACCAGCUACAGACCAGUUACAACACCCUGACCAAAGAGAGAGACCAGUUACAGAAAGAGAUAGAAAGUCUGCAAAAAUCUACUGUUGAGAAAGUGUGUCCUCGAGGUUGGAAGAAGCUUGGUAGCAGUUGUUACUACGUCUCUACUGAGUUAAAAUCCUGGGAGGAAAGCAGACAGGACUGCAGAGACAGAGGAGCAGACCUGGUGGUCAUCAAGAGCCAAGAACAACAGAUAUUUGUCAACUGGUUAUGUGGACGAAAGGACUAUGUCUGGAUUGGUCUGACUGACUCUGUUACUGAGGGGGCCUGGAAAUGGGUGGACGACACACCACUGACCACAACGUAUUGGAACAGUGGAGAGCCUAAUGGUGGAAGAGCUGAGAACUGUGUGUAUUUCUACUCCUCGUCAUCAGACACAGGAGAAUGGUGGGACUAUGACUGUUCCUAUAAAUACAGAUGGAUCUGUGAGAAAUAGGAUUCAUCCUCUGUACUCUCUGAACUGCUAAAUAAGAUUAUGCUAAGUACUAUCAAUCAUAAACUAUUUUCUGCUCAUUCAAUUUACSUUGUCAAGUACAUACAAUAUAUAACAAUACAAAUGUAUAAUACAUUAUAAUAAAAAUAACAUAAUAUAUGCAAUAACAAUACAAUGAAUUGAUAACAGAAGGACUGUUCUCUCUGUUGUCGUGGAAAUUCACCACUAAGGACUCAAAUUCAAAGGAAAUUAAUCAAUCUUUAUUAUCACAGUCAUAGAGGUUCAUUGAUGUUCAUUUUUAUUUGUAUUA
Messenger RNA from Salvelinus sp. IW2-2015, 1093 nucleotides. RefSeq names its product C-type lectin domain family 4 member E-like. The record is from RefSeq and is a predicted model, not a curated record. Gene Ontology annotation, molecular function: signaling receptor activity. NCBI's taxonomy places the organism in Eukaryota, Metazoa, Chordata, Actinopteri, Salmoniformes, Salmonidae.